Molecule: messenger RNA, 573 nt
Organism: Alternaria atra
Lineage: Eukaryota; Fungi; Ascomycota; Dothideomycetes; Pleosporales; Pleosporaceae
Exons: 2
Coding region: 1-573 (190 amino acids)
Molecular function (GO): holo-[acyl-carrier-protein] synthase activity; magnesium ion binding
Source: RefSeq, a predicted model, not a curated record
AUGCCACUGCGACCUUUUCCGUUCCCCUUCCGAGUGGGCACUGAUGUCUGUAAUAUCUCGAGACUACGAGCCGUUCUCACACGCCACUAUGGCGGCGAGCCUUUACGACCUCUGCACCAAUACUUGAGACGAGUUCUUACCGAUCACGAGCGCCAGUACUUCUGGAAUCGUUUUGGGCCAGAAGAAACCAUUUCCAAAAAGAUAGAUUCAGUCUCUCAAUUCCUUGCUGGCAGAUUUGCGGCGAAGGAGGCUUGUCGCAAAGCAUGCGAGCAACUGGACAGCAACGCACGAGGCUUCAAGCAUAUCAUGAUUCUACCCGUCAACUCAGUGGACCGCAAUAAGCACCAAUCUUCACGGCCCCAGGGCUUGAUACUGGACAAGGUCUACGAGCCAUACGCACCAGCUCCAAGUGACGCAGAGAAUUCUGCCGAUGCACGUGUCGCAAUGCAACACGUAAUGUCGACACUCGUUGAUGUGAGCGAACUUGACGGGCAGCUGUGUGAGCUUAGUAUCAGCCACGACGGCGAUUAUGCGACUGCAGUUGCUAUUGUGCCAGUCACGGAAAGAGGGUAG